UAGGGGAGAGAAUCAAUCCCAUUGACUGUACUUAUGUAGUAUUUCAGUGUAAAGUUGAUAGCAAUAACUUUAAUUAUCAUCGGAAUAACAACUGAACCGCGUCGACACGAUGGCGGAGAUCGUUCAGCAGCGGAUUGAGGACAGGAUCCCGGAGCUCGAGCAGCUGGAGAGAGUGGGGCUGUUCACCAAGAAAGAAGUCAAAUCCAUAAUCAAGAAAUCGACGGCCCUGGAAUACAAGCUGCACAGGUUGAUCAUAAAUAAAGAGGACUUCAUUGCUUACAUACAGUAUGAAAUCAACAUUUUAGAGCUGGUCAAGAAGAGAAGAGUGCACAUUCACUACCACUUUAAACGACAAGACAUUGAGUUCCCCAUCAUCCACAGAAUAAACAGUGUCUUCAGAAGAGCAACAAACAAGUGGAAGGAUGAUGUGCAGCUGUGGCUCUCACAUGUGGCUUUCUGUAAGAAAUGGGCCACCAAAGGCCAGAUCAGCAAGGUGUUCUCAGCCAUGCUGGCAAUCCACCCAGACAAACCAGCCUUGUGGAUUAUAGCUGCCAAGAGUGAGCUGGAGGACAGAAAUUCUUCUGAAAGUGCCAGACACCUGUUUCUGAGAGCUCUCCGCUUCCACCCAAACAACAAGAAGGUGUACCAGGAGUAUUUCCGUAUGGAGCUGUUGCAUUGUGAGAAACUGAGGAAGCAGAAGAAGGAGCUGGAGCAAGCUGAGAUGGAUAUGGGCGAAUAUGAGUUUUCUCCAGAGAUCCUGAGUGGGAAACUGGCCGAGGUUGUGUACAGAGAUGCUACAGGGAAAAUCAACGAUGCAGAGUUUGUCAUCUCACUUCUGAAUAUCGCAGCUAUCUUUGACUUCACCAAAGAACUCCAGGACUCCAUUCUACAAGACUUACAAACUAACUACACAGAGGAGAGUGUGACGUGGGAUUUCAUGGCAAAGAGGGAGCUGGAGGCUCCCGGUGCAGGGGAGGAGUUGCAGAGCGCUAAAGGCCGGGCGUCCGAUAUUGAUCGAAGGGAGGAGCGUUGCUGCCAGGUCUACGAGGAAGGGGUCAAGAGCCUUCACACAGAGCCCAUGUGGACUUGCUAUGCAGCCUUCUGCUUGGAAAGGCUGAAAAGGAAGACCAAUGUCCAAGAACUGAAAGAAAAGAGGCAGGAGAGGUUGCUGGGAGUGCUGCAGCGUGCCCACAACUCCUCACUGCUGAAGGAGGAUUAUUAUAAGAAAUGGCUGCAGAUCCUGAUUUCAUCUGCAGACGUUGAGGGAGCGGCCAGCGUUGCCAUGGCAGUCCCGCAGCGCUACAACCAAUCGGUGUCUAUGUGGACCCUGAGCCUGCAGACGCUAAUGCAGCUGGGGAGCGGGGACGUGGGUAGACUGUUCCAGGACGCUUUCAAACACAUUAAUCCCAAGGAGAGUCUACCACUUUGGCAGCUUCUGGUCCAGUGGAGCGUGGCAAACCAGAGUCCUGAAGAAACAGAAGCUGUUUUCAAGAGAGGUCUGCUUUCUGCAGUAGUGGCUGUUGCCAUGGAGAUAAAAGAGAGCUACCUUGAUUGGUCGUACUCUACCGGAGGCUACAAGAAAGUUAGGAAGACCUUUACAAGCUUGCAGGAAAGCCGUCCCUUUUCCAAGGCCUUUUUCACCAGAAUGAUUCAGAUCGAGAAAGAACAAGAUACUCCAAAGAUGAACAAUCUGAGGGACUAUUAUGAGAGGGCCCUGCAAGAGUUUGGCACCUCUGAUGACGAUUUGUGGCUGCAGUACAUCCAGGAGGAGCUGGGAGCCCUCGGCCGGCCAGAGAACUGUGGCAAGAUCCACUGGAGAGCCAUGAAGUUUCUUGAGGGGGAGAGUGUGGAAAGAUUCAUUUCCAGAUACACUCUGCUUCAGACUGGACACUUGUAAGGUCUAAGUUGUGUAGAUCAAGGCCUGUAAGCUCGGAUAACAACAGCCAGUGUUCAACAGUCAGCUGAAGGAGCAGCAAGUUCUUCUUGGUCCAGUGAUCAUCCGUGAAUUGUUUCAAUGCCUUCAAGUGGAAACCAAGUAUUGUCAUUUCUGAAGUUUGCUGUCCUUCAGGAACAGGCCUGUGUAUUUUCAAUCAAAGGUUCCAGCAGUGUUGGCAGAAAUGUUCUUAAAUUUGAUUGAACAGCUGUGAUUCAACUUUCAUUUUUUAUAUACACAGCUGUUUGUGCUGCAUUUGAUAUCAGAGUAAUGUUGGAAACGUAGUUUUUUGAGUAGGUCCUGUUUAGAAGAAUUCCACAUUUAUUUGGCUUUGAUGCUGUUAUGAUGAUAUUAAAACAGUCUCUCAUUCCUGGGUCUUGUGGUCC
Scomber scombrus (Atlantic mackerel) is the source of this 2319-nucleotide messenger RNA. RefSeq names its product UTP6 small subunit processome component (gene utp6). Gene Ontology annotation, biological process: maturation of SSU-rRNA from tricistronic rRNA transcript (SSU-rRNA, 5.8S rRNA, LSU-rRNA). The coding region runs from base 110 to 1897 and encodes 595 amino acids. NCBI's taxonomy places the organism in Eukaryota, Metazoa, Chordata, Actinopteri, Scombriformes, Scombridae. Gene Ontology annotation, molecular function: protein binding; snoRNA binding. The transcript is spliced from 19 exons. The record is from RefSeq and is a predicted model, not a curated record. Gene Ontology annotation, cellular component: Pwp2p-containing subcomplex of 90S preribosome; small-subunit processome.